Messenger RNA from Priceomyces carsonii, 798 nucleotides. RefSeq lists its product as uncharacterized. The transcript has a single exon. Bases 1 to 798 code for a protein of 265 amino acids. Gene Ontology annotation, molecular function: oxidoreductase activity, acting on the CH-OH group of donors, NAD or NADP as acceptor. The record is from RefSeq and is a predicted model, not a curated record. NCBI's taxonomy places the organism in Eukaryota, Fungi, Ascomycota, Pichiomycetes, Serinales, Debaryomycetaceae.
AUGCCAUCAUACCUAGUGACAGGAACUGCAAGAGGAAUUGGAUUUGCGUUAGUUAACGAGCUAUCUUCAAAUGGCUCAAAUCUUGUCUUCGCGAUUGUUCGUGAAACAUCGGACACUUCCUUAUUAAAAGGUCUAAAGCGGUCAAAUUUAAUUAUUGUCAAAGCUGAUAUUUCCAGUCAAGAAGAUAUACAAAAAGCUUUCAAGAUUAUUUCCACCAAGACAAAUAGUUUGGAUGUACUAAUUGCUAGCGCGGCCUAUCUCCCUGUAGCUACUCAAUCUCCAGUUGAAGUUACCGAAGACUUUGCCGCCUUCAGUAGCGAGGUAAACAAGAGUAUCAAAGUAAACGUACUUGAUCAAAUUUACUUAAUUAACAUUUUCUUACCUUUGCUAGAAAAAGGUGACAUUAGAAAAAUUGUUUUCAUAAGUUCGGGUCUUUCUGCAAUGAGCUUCGUCUUAAAAACUGAAAUUCAAUUUCAAAUGCCCUAUUCGUUGUCUAAGGCAGCUUUGAAUCUAAUUUCUGCAAAGUUUGCAUUAGCCUUGAAAUCUAAAGGCUUUACAGUGUUGGCCAUUUGUCCUGGGCUCGUGUCAUCUUCCAGUCAAGCUCCACUCAGUGAGGAGGAGAUCCGAAAACAAUACGGACUUUUUGUUGAUCAUUUGAAGUUGACCAAUCCUGAGUAUAAAAGACCGCUUACGCCUCCAGAGAGCGCUUCCGCUAUUUUGAAGACUAUUGAUUAUGCAAGUCCUUAUCUUAGUGGAAAAUUUUUGAGUCACUUCGGAAGUGAACAUGAAUGGGUCUAG